AUGGAAGUGGAUGCUAAUUACCCGUUAUUAACGCCAACCCCCCCACUCUACAAAUAAUUAAACCCUAACCCCCACUUCCAUCACGCGCAAUAUAUAUAACAGCCCUAAUUCCCCAAAUCAUUUUUCUUCACGUAUUUGAUUUUGUUUCAGUUUCAGAGUUACAGUCAUGGCGGACAUGGACCUUGACGAUCUCUUGGAUGCCAAGCCACGCGCCCCGACCCGAGUUGUUCGAUUCGCACCUAAAGGCGGCAAACUCAAUCCUAAACCCAAAAUUGAACCUUCUCAACCACUGCCACCUUCAGCAUCCGACCCCAUGGAUACACUGCCUCUACCGAAGAAAGAAGAACCUAAGCCCGAAAUUGAACCCGAUAUUAAGCCCGAACACGCCAACGGUGCAAUGGAGAUGGAUGUCGAGGUGAAGCCCGACGUGAAAGUGAAGGAAGAUUUGAUGGAAACGGAGGUGGCGGAAUCCGUACUCGACCCCGUAGUUAAGGAAUCCACAGUUGAUGAAGUUGUUCGCGAAAUCGACGUUUAUCUGAACCAUUCUGUUGAUCCUAAUACUUGUUUGCAUGUGUGGCAGUAUCCACUUAGGCCACUGUGGCGACCAUACGAAUUGGACGAAAAAUGCGACGAGGUGAGGGUGAAGCCGUCGGGUGAAGGAGUGGAGAUUGAUUUGGCUGUUGAUACCUAUUCCAAGAAUUAUGACACUACUGCUGAUCCCAAACUGCAGAUGCAAAAGCAGACUCUUAGGUCAACAUGGAUGCCACCUCACGCAAGUGGGCAGGCUGUUGCGGUUCUCGUUGGAAAUAAGUUAUACUUGAAUCCUAUUCAUGCAGUUGUACAGCUCCGACCAUCGAUGAAGCAUCUUGACGCUGAAGAUUCUAAGAAGAAGAAGACUAAUGCGCGCAGUAACACUAAAGAUAGUGUGAAGCUGGAAGAUCCCCAACCUUCUGGCGCACAAACGAAGCCGGACUGGGUUCCUCUGAAGUACCAUAGUGCCAGGAGUGACAUGGCAGCCACAUAUGUGAAAAAAAUGAUGGCACGAGAAGUCGAAGGCUCCCAGAUUUCCUUUUCCAUGAGCUCGAAUGACUAUAUCAAUAGCUUGUGUCCUGGCACUUCUAGUGGCAGUUUCAGUUCGAAUGUUCCUCCGAUAAGGUCCUUGCUUGCUUUACCGCUAAAAGAACGUUUUAAAACUUGGCUCCUUGAGGCCAACACAGUUCACAGAUUUGAUGCUCUGAAGCACCUUGCCCCAGAUGAGUCUAUUGAAGAAGUUUUAGAGGUCUUGCAAGACCUUGCUCGAUUAGUUCAAGGACUUUGGUUUCCAAAAAGUCGGUUGGUGUACGGAAUUGAUCAUGGACUUGAUGUAUUAGCUAGGGAUUAUGUUCUUGCUUUAUUUAGCAAGAAUGUGAUCAUUACCAACUCUCAAUUACCUUUACGGCCUCAACUAGCUAAUGCGAUGAAAGAUGUACUAAAUGUAUUGGCUGUAGAGAGACCUGCAUUUGAUGACUGGAAACUGAAAGCAAGUCCAGAUUCGAAUUUCAUGAAAUUCAAUCAAUCUAUUGUAAAGAAGCACGAGGAAGAGUGGCAAGGCGUAGAAAAGAAAAUUAAUGAUGAUUUCAAUGUAGCAAAAAAUAAGGCUGCUAUGAGGUCUAAUGCAGCCAAGAAACCUGCAAUACCAAAAAGUUCUAGUAAUGUAGAAACAAGGACCCCAAAUGUAUCAACCUCCAGAACUGCCAUGUCAGAUGAUGUUCGAGAAGCUAUAAAGAAAGCCCUCCAAAAACUUUUCAAGAGUGUCAAGGUUUGCAGUUUGCAACAAAUUAGCCAGCGGUUAAGGGAUAUGGCAGUUUCUGAGUCUACACGUUCAACGGGAUUUUCCAGAGAGGCAGUAGCUGCUGCAAACAGCAUCGAUGCUUAUCCAGAUGAACUUCAGGCAAUCAUCAGUGAAGUAGCUGUCAAUAUUCAUGGCAUUUGUGUUCCAAAAUCAUCACCAGAUCACCCCCAAUACGACCCAUUCAGGAAAGUUGUGAUUGAUCUUUUUAUUGCUGAAGGACCAAAUGCUAAGAUUAAAAAGGCUUCCAUGGUUGAGGCUGCUAAGGUGGAACUCAAAAGGGAUAUACCUCCAAAUGAGUAUCAGAAGGUCGUACAGGAACUGUGUCUAUCUCAAGGCUCUGCAUGGGUCCUGAAGAGUACUGGCUGAACAAUCCAAACCAUUAAAGUCUAAUCCGACAAAUUCAUAUACCAUCGUAUGAGGAUUCUAUUUUGCUGGAAUUUGGAAAAAGCAAACAAAUUCACAAAACAAGGUAAUUAAUUAGAUGUAAAGUUGAUCGAGGGUCCAACGAACAAGUAGUUAAAGUUUUUUUGUCUCUGUGUCCUGCAUUUUUCGACUGUUUAGGUUGGAUUUCGAGUCUUAGAUAUAUCAUAUAUGGUGUUGCAAAUUUUAUUUGUUCGACAAUAUCCUGUCGUUUUUAUUCUGAUUGAUAAACCUGGCAAUAAUUUUACUUAUAUUAGACCGCCUGUUAUUUGAAGAGAA
This is a messenger RNA of Erythranthe guttata (spotted monkey flower), 2530 nucleotides long. Its product is annotated as SIN-like family protein. Lineage: Eukaryota; Viridiplantae; Streptophyta; Magnoliopsida; Lamiales; Phrymaceae. Gene Ontology annotation, cellular component: RNA polymerase III complex; nucleus. The record is from RefSeq and is a predicted model, not a curated record. Gene Ontology annotation, biological process: tRNA transcription by RNA polymerase III.